Molecule: messenger RNA, 378 nt
Organism: Microthlaspi erraticum
Lineage: Eukaryota; Viridiplantae; Streptophyta; Magnoliopsida; Brassicales; Brassicaceae
Source: the annotation of a GenBank genome assembly
AUGGGGAAUAGACUUCAUGGGACCUUUCAAACCUCCUCAAACGGGCACAACUACAUUUUGGUUGCUGUGGACUAUGUGUCCAAAUGGAUUGAAGCCAUCCCCUGCCCAGCCUGUGAUGCCAAGGUUGUUAUCAAACUGUUCAGAACCAUCAUCUUUCCAAGAUAUGGCAUCCCAAGGGUUGUUAUUUCAGAUGGAGGUUCCCAUUUCAUCAACAAGGUGUUUGAGAAGUUGAUGAAGAGCUAUGGAGUCAAGCACAAGGUCGCCACACCCUAUCACCCUCAAACCAGUGGGCAAGUUGAGGUCUCCAACAGACAGAUUAAGGCUAUAUUGGAGAAGACUGUGAGCUUCACUAGGAAAGGAUUGGUCAGCAAGGCUUGA